Molecule: messenger RNA, 470 nt
Organism: Calliphora vicina (urban bluebottle blowfly)
Lineage: Eukaryota; Metazoa; Arthropoda; Insecta; Diptera; Calliphoridae
Gene: Obp56h
Product: Odorant-binding protein 56h
Exons: 2
Coding region: 11-415 (134 amino acids)
Molecular function (GO): odorant binding
Source: RefSeq, a predicted model, not a curated record
AAAACUCAAUAUGAAAUUUUACAUUUUGUUUAUUGCUUUGGUAAUGGCAGUAGUUCAAGUCAAGAGCGACAUGAAAGAGGAGCUACGCAAAGUGGAAAUGGCCUGUCGCCAAGAAAGCCAAGUCACUGAGGCUGACUGGGACAGUCUUUUUAAGGGUGGAUGGAAGGAAGAACCCAAGGAAAACUUUAAGUGUCACAUGAAGUGUGUUAUGGAAAAACAUGGCCAGUGGAAAAAUGGCGCCUUCGAUGAAAAUGCUGCCAAAAAGUAUUUGCAAGACAUACCAGCUUUAAAAGAUCAUCAGGAAAUUAUUGACCAGACCAUGGCUGAUUGUAAGACCAAGAAGGGCGGUAAUGAUUGUGAUACAGCCUAUUUGAUUACCAAAUGCUUUUUCGAACAUAAGCCUGAUAAUAUGUAAAGUAGGCUCUGAAUUAAGCUCUUGUUAUUGUUGUAUUAAAAGUUUUAAAAAAGAA